Messenger RNA from Neltuma alba, 1520 nucleotides. Its product is annotated as protein DCL homolog, chloroplastic. Gene Ontology annotation, cellular component: chloroplast. The record is from RefSeq and is a predicted model, not a curated record. NCBI's taxonomy places the organism in Eukaryota, Viridiplantae, Streptophyta, Magnoliopsida, Fabales, Fabaceae. The transcript is spliced from 3 exons. Gene Ontology annotation, biological process: chloroplast rRNA processing; chloroplast organization. The coding region runs from base 41 to 649 and encodes 202 amino acids.
GAAUUUCUCUAUCACCUUCGCCUGUUAUGCUCGACCUCAAAUGGCUGGUCCUCUGCUUCUUCGGGACGCUCUAUUUCCUUACUCUCGGCUCCACAGCUACCGGCGUUUCGUAGCGGGAAUCGCUGUGACUGAGACGCCUCACCGCAUAUUGUGCUGUGCCCCCACCAACUGGGAGCCUGGACGAGCAGAUGAGAAAGCUAGCUAUGCUGCUCAAAUCUCCAAGCUGCUGAGAGCUAAGGACCUUGCAACUCAACCUAGGUCGGACGACCCCGAUUAUCGGAAAUGGAAGGAUAAAGAAAAAGAGAUCCUCAAGGACAUUGAACCAAUUGUUAGGCUAACAAAGGAUAUCCUCCACUCGCGAAGGUACAUGGAUGGAGAGCAAUUGACAGCUGAGGAUGAGAAAGUUGUGGUAGAGAAGCUUCUUGCUUACCAUCCACGUUCUGAAGACAAGAUUGGAUGCGGUCUUGAGUCAAUUAUGGUCGAUCGUCAUCCCCAGUUUAGAUGCUCAAGAUGUCUUUUUGUUGUAAGAACUGACGGUGGCUGGAUCGACUUCUCGUACCAGAAGUGCCUUCGUGAGUAUAUUAGAAAUAAAUACCCGUCUCAUGCAGAAAGGUUUAUCCGAGAACAUUUAAAGCGAGGGGGUCGUUGAUAUGUAUAUUUUGGAACUUGAUUACUGAUUUUGGCUUCUCAGUCUAACAAUAUCGUGACUGCUGCCUCGUUUAAUUUUUUGGCCCCCAUUGUUCAAUGCUCUCUACCUAGUUUUAUCGAUUUGUCAAUGGUGGUUGAUAACCAUUGACCAGCAUAUCAAGCUUUUUCGUUAAGUGACAUAGAAAAUGAUUGAAGUUGAGCUUCACUUUGUUGACUUGUGUCUUGCGAAAUGUUGUGUUAGCGUUGCAGGAAUUGGUGGUUAGGUAACCUAUAGGUAAUAAGAAUGAAGCUUUGAAUGAAGGGAAAGACCGCCCUCAUCAUUGUAUAGUUUGUCUUCUUUAAUAUGCACGGUCUUCUGAGGGUUGAAAACUAGACCACCUAGACCUUUGGAGGGUGAUUUCCAACAGAAUAUGGAGUCAUUUGCUAAGCAUCACAAGGUUGCUGUUAGCGGAACAAACUUCUGCAGGAAAGGCAUAGCAGGAACCUUGGGAAUCCCGCAAAAUGAGUGGGAAGUCGAAGAUUGUGGCGUGGACUCAUUGUGGGUUGCAAUUUGAGUUAUGGAGAGUAAUAUUUGGUCACGGGAUGUGCGAGAGUAGCAGUUAAGUUCGGACACUGAGAGUCAAAAGUUUGGAGCUAUUCGCUGGAAGCAGUUUGCCCAACUAGGUUGAUGUUUCGUUCUGUGGGGUCUCUGCGCAGGUCAAAACGGCGAGGAACUGUGUUCGCCCUCCUUUUAGAUGCUAGGCUGAAGCCGUGUUGCCAAAUCUGGAGACAGAAUCAUGUUUCUUCCUGUUAUUGUUUUUGUUAUUUAGUCAAACCGUUAGUAGCAAUAAUAUCAUCCACUAGUGUUGAGCUGUGGCGUUUUUAAACAUGAA